CUCGCUCCCUCUUCGGCCGCCGUAGGUCGGGGCGGGUGCUGGGUUGACGGUGCUGGAAUGAAAGAAUCCGCAAAAGUUAAGUGUAGCCGCUAGGAGGUUGCAGUGGGAUCCAGGGAAAAGCAGGUCCUGGCUUCCCAAGAGAAAGAGAGAUGAAGGAGAGGAUGAAGAGGAGCUUCCUGGAGUUGCAUGUGGUCGUUUCAUGAGACGUCUUUGACUUGAGACUGAGAUUUCUGAAUAGAAAUUUAGGGCAGGUCCAGAAGAGACUGAACACAGAACGCCCCAGUUACUGGGCAUUUCCCAAAACAGAAGAAAAUGAUGAAGGCCCAGGUGACUAUUGGUUUGUUUUAUUCUUAACUUGAUUCCCUCGUGGAUUUAUGGAGGCCUGAAAGAAUCAUUUCAACUAAAUGAAAAGGAUAAAUUUGGGGGAAAAUGGGCUCUGGGGAGAAAUACACAUAGACUGGACCUUUAAAAUCCGGACAAAAUGGAAUCAGGAAUAUAUUGUUCCUAGGGUUCGUACUACAAUGUUGACCAAUGUUGGAAUAUAAUAUAUGAUUCUGCAGGACCUGGGUGGUUAUGUCAACUGUCAACUUGUAGCUCAUAUUUCUGACAGCCAUCACAACCAGGGGAUCAUGGAAUCUCUGACCCUGGAGGACGUGGCUGUGGAGUUCACCUGGGAGGAGUGGCAGCUCCUGGCCCCUGCUCAGAGGAACCUGUACCGGGAUGUGAUGUUGGAGAACUAUAGCAACCUGGUGUCCGUGGGGUAUCAAGUCAGCAAAGCAGAUGCACUCUCCAAAUUGGAACAAAUAGAACCACCAUGGACUUUAGAAGAUGAAAUUCACAGUCAACCUCAUCCAGAAUUUGAGAAAGUUGAUGAUCAUCUGCAGCAACACUGGCAAAACCAAAAAAUGCCAAAGAGGAUGGAACAGUGUUAUGAACAGAAUGCAUUUGGAAAUAUUGUUCAUCAGAGCAAAAGUAGUUUUCCUUUAAAGCCAAAUAAUGAUAUGUUUGAUUUACAUGGAAAAACUUUGAAAUCAUACUUAGAUUUAAUCAACCAGAGUAGAAGCUGUGACAUAAAGGAGCCUGCUGAGUUUAAUGGAGAUGGGAAAUCCCUUCUCCAUUCUAAUCAUGAGCAAACUCAUACUGAAAUUAAAUUCCAUGAAAGUAGAAAACCCAUCAGUACUAAGUCACAAUUCCUUACACAUCAGCCAACACACAAAAUAGAGAAAGCCCAUGAAUGUACUGAAUGUGGGAAAGCCUUUCUCAAGAAAUCUCGGCUCACUGAACAUAAGAGAAUUCAUACAGGAAAGAAACCCCAUGGAUGUAAUGUAUGUGGAAAAACUUUCUUCAAGAAGUUUAAGCUCACUGAACAUCAGCGCACUCAUGAAGGAGAGAAACCCCAUGAGUGCGGUGAGUGUGGGAAAGCCUUCCUGAGGAGGUUUCAGCUCACUGAACAUCAGAAGACUCAUACAGGAAAUAAACCCCAUGUAUGCAGUAUAUGUGGGAAGGCAUUCUCCAGAAAGUUCAAGUUAACUGAACACCAGAGAACUCAUACAGGAGAGAAACCUUAUGAAUGUACUGAAUGUGGCAAAGCCUUUUGCAGGAAGGCAGAGCUCAUUAUACAUCAGAGAAACGAAAGAGGGGAAAAACCGCAUGGAUGCACUGAAUGUGGGAAAGGUUUCUCCAGAAAAUCACAGCUCAUUCUACAUCAGAAAACUCAUACAGGAGAGAAACCUUAUAUAUGCAGUGAAUGUGGAAAAGGUUUCAUCCAGAAGGGCAAUCUCCUUAUACAUCAACGAACUCAUACUGGAGAGAAGCCCUAUGGAUGCUCUGAAUGUGGUAAGGCCUUCAGUCAGAAGGCGUGCCUCAUAGCACAUCAGCGAUUUCAUACAGGAAAGACUCCCUUUGUAUGUACUGAAUGUGGAAAAUCUUGUUCACAGAAAUCAGGACUCAUUAAACAUCAGAGAAUUCACACAGGAGAGAAACCCUAUGAAUGCAGUGACUGUGGGAAAGCCUUCACUACAAAGACAAUGCUCAUUGUACAUCAAAGAACCCAUACAGGAGAGAGACCCUAUGGAUGCAAUGAGUGUGGGAAAGCUUUCUCCCAUAUGUCGUGCCUUGUUAAACAUAAGAGGGUACACACAAGAGAGAAACAUGUAGAUUUAGUGAAGGUGGAAUAUCCUUCCACAAAGGGUCACAGCUUAUUAAAUACUAGUGAACUCGUGCAGGGGAAAAACCCUGUUAAUACAGUGACUGUGCAGAUGCCUUCUGUGACCCCUCAGACAUCAUUGAACAUCAGUAGGCUCCUAGCAAAUAGACAUGUAGUCAUAGUGGGACAGCCUUUGGCCAGAUGUGUACCCUCAGGAAAUGACAGAGGAUUUGCACAGGAGAGAAACCUUAUGAAUGCAGUGAAUGUGGUUGUACCUUCAGUGGUCAAUUAUGUCUUAUUUUAUGUCACAAAAACAGAAGACAGAGCACGCCCUAGAGUUGUUGGUCCUUUCUUAAGAACAGGAGGAAUGACCAAGGCCCAGGGAGCGUUAUCAUUCGAGGAUGUGGCUGUGGGCUUCACCUGGGAGGAGUGGCAGUUACUGGAUCCAUCUCAGAAGGACCUGUACAGGGACGUGAUGUUGGAGAACUACAACAACCUACUGUCAGUAGGAUAUCAAGCUAUGAAGCCAGAUUCUCUCUUCCGUUUGGAGCAAGGAGAACCACCAUGGAUAGCAGAGGGAGCAGCCCAUAGUCAAACCUGUCCAGAAGAAAUAUGGGAGAUUGACCAUAUGCAGUGGCACCCAGAAAACCAAAACGAGAUUAAAACUUUGGAAAGAUGUCAGCAGAGUUAUGCACUUGCAAAUAAUUUUGAUGUAUGCAAAAGUCUGGUUCCUUUAACACAAAGGCACAAUAAGUUUGGCUCACAUUGUAAAAGUUUGAAAUCACAUUUAGGUUUUGUAAUCCAGCAUAGAAGAUAUGCAGGAAAGGAUUCUGACGAAUUUAAUGGAUAUGGGAAAUCGUCUCUCUACAUCCAGCGUGAUAAAACUCUCACUGGAAUUAAAUACCAUGGAUGUGUUAAACCCAGUAGCACUAAAUCACAGCUCAGUGACCAUCAGAAAACUUAUCCAGGAGAGAAACCACAUGAAUGCAGUGAGUGUGGGAAGGCCUUCUCCAGGAAGGCACAGCUUGUUAGACAUCAGAGAACCGAAAGAGGAGAGAAACCCCAUGGAUGUGACGAAUGUGGGAAAACAUUCAUGAGGAAGAUUCAGCUCACCGAACAUCAGAGGACUCAUACAGGAGAGAAACCCCACGAGUGUAAUGAAUGUGGAAAAGCCUUUUCCAGAAAGUCACAGCUUAUGGUACAUCAGAGAACUCACACAGGAGAGAAACCCUAUGGAUGCAGUGAAUGUGGGAAAGCCUUCAGCCGGAAGUGCCGGCUCAACAGACAUCAGCGAUCUCAUACUGGAGAGAAACUUUACGGAUGCAGUGUGUGUGGGAAAGCCUUUUCCCAGAAGGCGUACCUCAUUGCACAUCAGAGACUUCACACAGGAGAGAAGCCUUACGAAUGCAGUGAAUGUGGAAGAACCUUCUUUUUUAAGUCAGACCUGACCAAGCAUCAGAGAAUUCAUACGGGAGAGAAACCUUAUGAAUGCGGUGAGUGUGAAAAAGCUUUCAGAAGCAAGUCAAAGCUCAUUCAGCAUCAGCGAACUCAUACAGGAGAGAGACCAUAUGCAUGCAGUGAAUGUGGCAAAGCCUUUGCCCACAUGUCAGUUCUCAUUAAACAUAAGAAAACUCAUACAAGAGAGAAAGCUAUAAAUCCACUGAAGAUGGAGAAAGCUAGUUCAGGCAGUCGUAGAUCUUUAUACAUGAAUGAACUCGCACAGGAGCAAAAUGCUAUGAACACAGUGCCUGUAGAAAUGUCUUCUUCAGGGACUCAGACCUUAUUAAACCUCAGUGAGCUCCUAGGGGGUAGAAAUGUAGUGAUUGUGGAACAGCCAUUUCCAAGAAGUCAGCCCUCAGUAGAUAAUCAGGAAUUUGCACAGGGAAUAAGCCUUGCAAAUGCAGUGAAUGUGACAACACCUUCAGUAAUAAAUUAUGUCUUAUAUGUUACGGAUAUUGUGUAGGAAAAAAAAUCCUCUGAAACCAGAAAUGUGGAAAAGCCUUUAGCAAGAAUCCUCCACGAGUUAAAUGUCAGAGCUCACUUAGGACAGAAAUGCUGUGGAUGCAGUGGUUGUGGAGAACACUUCCGUGAGAAGUUAGACUUAUUAAAUAUUGGUGAAAGCAUAUUGCGCAGAAAUGCAGCUACUGUGGGGAAGCCUUUUCCCGGAGGUGAUAUCACAGUUGGUAUCAAAGAAUUCCCACAGGACUAAAACCUUUGGAAAGAAUGUGAUGGUUUUCAAUGAUAAAUUGUACAGCAUCACAUGCCAGAGAAGCAAAGAGAGACAACUCUAGAGACACUGAAUGUGGAAAACAUUUUUAGUAAAAUGUAGAAGAACUCAUAGAGAAGAGAAACCCCUGAAAGCAAUAAAAGAUGGAAAUUCUAACACCAAACUAACUCAUGAGUCACAAUUUUAUACCUUGGGAAUCUUGGAAAAACUUCUUUAAUAAAUGAAACCUUCUGGACACCAGGAAUUGCAUUAUGUAAUGAAAGCAUGCAAAUACAUUGAAUUUGUACAGCUGUAUUAGUUUCUUAUGGCUGCUCUAACAAAUUGCCACAAAUUUUGGGUCUCAAAACACCACCAAUUUAUUAUCUUACAGUGCUGGAGGCCUGAAGUCAAAAUGCAUCUUCCUGGGCUAAAAGCAAGGUGUGGGCAGGGCCGCAUUUCAUUUUGGAGGCUCUAGGGGAGAAUCUGUUUCUUUGCUUUUCCAGCUUCUAGAAGCUGCCCAAAUUCUGUGGCUCAUGACCCCCUUCCAGCCUCAAAGCCAGCAAUGGCUGGUCAACUCUUUCAUCACUGUAACACUGAUUCUUCUGCCUCCCUUGUCCGUGUUUAAGGACCCUUGUUAUUCUAUUGGGCUCAGCCAGAUAAUCCACGAUAAUCUCCCCACUUAAAGUCAGCUAAUUAGCAUCUUUAACUCUGCUACUUUGAGUCCCCUUUGCCUUAUAAUCUAACAUAUUCACAGGUCCUGGAGAUUAGGAUGUGGACAUCUUUGGGAGGCCAUUAUUCUGCCUACUACAGACCACGCUUUGGUACCCAAUGAUUCAUGUCCAUCCCGCAUACAAUAUGCAUUUACCCUAUCCUAACAUCUCCAAACGUUUCAACCCAUCACAGCACUAACUCAAAGUCCAAAAUCUCACCUAAAAUUUAUCAGCUCUAAAGUGCCAAAUCUCAUCGUCUAAAUCGAGUAUUGAUGAGGCUCUGGGUACUAUCCAUCCUGUGGACAAUUCCAGAGGCACAUUUCCUCGCUGUGAACCUGUAAAACUCUAGAAACAACUUAUAUGGUCCUGAAAUACUAAAUUCCAUCUUCUUACCUUAAUUCGCCUUUACCAUGUAAUGUAACAUAUUUACAGGUUCUGGGAACAGGACAUGGACAUCUUUAGGAGGCCAUUAUUCUGCCUACCAAAAAACAUUAGAUUUCAGAGAAUUUACACUGCAAUAAGUUCCUACCUCGCCAUUAAAUAAAUUUGAAAAAGUUUGUUCCCAGAGAAGUAUUCAUGGUAAUUAUGAUCUAACUAACAUUUUUUUCUAUAGUCUGAAUCUUAUGCUGUGAUUGUUAGAUAUGAAUACCAUGGAAUGCUCUUGAAAUGUAUAAAUCAAAUUAUCAGCACUGGAAAAUAACUCUUAAAUGUCCUAAAGGAACAUGAGAUUUAUGCUGCGGGAAAUGCUGCCAAACAUCUUUGUAUCUAUUCUAAAAUUGUGUAAAUUAACAUAUCUGCAUAUACCAUGAGGCACCUAAAUACUGACCCGUGUUUUUCACAUCCAAUCCCAAUAACCUCCUUUUCCUUAACAAUAAAUGUUUGAUUUGUA
Molecule: messenger RNA, 5951 nt
Organism: Equus caballus (horse)
Lineage: Eukaryota; Metazoa; Chordata; Mammalia; Perissodactyla; Equidae
Source: RefSeq, a predicted model, not a curated record